AUGGCUCUGCCACAUCAUCGGGAACAGGCGAGGCCACAGCUGAAGAAAAAAAGCGUAGACGGCAAACAAAAUGUGGUGGCCGAAGCUUCCGCAGCGAAGCCUAGCUCUCCCUAUGCCCCAGGAAGCUUAACGGCCAUGCUUAAUUCAGCGGCGGCUGCAGGUGUCUGCACAAGCCCAGGGGCAGUGCUCGCUGGGUUCAAACGGAAGGGGCUGACUCCGAAUACUGGAAAGUGUAAAAAGCAGCUGGCGGAACAUUUGGCAACCGAAGCUGAUGGACUGGAAAAACUGAGGGCCUUGUUUGACAAGGCCCCGGAGAAGCAGCACACAAAAUGGCAAUGCACCGAAGGGAGCUGCACAAACAGCAGCAAAAAUUCCGUUGCCAUUGAAACUCUUGUGGAGGAGCCCGAAAAUAGGAAUUCUACGAGCUUUGGUAAGUGGUUUAGUGCAACUGCUGACUCCUCCUCCUCUCAAAAUAAUAGGCGGUUGCGUGUGUUUUUGCUAUUUCCUUGCGCCUUCCUUGCUGGUUCCCUGCAAAGUAUCACCCAGCGCAUGGGUGCUUGCAAGCCCUCCGCUGUGGCUGCAUCUACUGUUGCUCCUUCUAAGAAGAGAAAGAUGCGAUCAUCCAAAGCAGCAGGAACGGCAGAGGUUUCUAGCGGUAGCGAAUCAGAUGGCACGGUCGAAGAGGUUCUAGCCCAAGGAGGACAAAAGGAGGCACAAGAGACGCGUGAAGACAAGCAACGACGAACAUUAUUUGUCGGAAACCUCCCGGUUAGGGAUGCCUUUAAGCCUAUUGAGCUGUACAGACACCUUGGACUCCAAAGAGCGCAAGUCGAGUCGAUGCGGCUUCGCUCAGUGCCGGUUGCCGUGGGUUUCCAAAGGUGUCGCCGCGCAGCAAUUGCGAGAAAAAAGUUCAGCUCAUGCGACGUUCAAAACGCAUAUUUGGUGUUGAAGGAUAGAGGCCUCGUAGAGGAUGUUAUACAGAGAAAGGUGGACCUGUUCAAAGGCCGGGAGCUGCGGCUAGAUGGCGCCUCACGCAGCGAGUUUUCACUUUUUGAUAGAAAACGCUCAGUAUUCGUUGGGGGCGUGCCAAGGGAGGCAGCAGAGACAGACCUUAAGGAGGCUCUUGCCUUUUUCGGGCCCGUGCAGAGUCAGACGAACACAACCAGUGAAACAUGUAUAGCCUGCAAAUCUAUAGUUCUGUGGUUGUAUAUACACUCCGAUGUUACUACACAGGUACUAUUCAUUUGUGGGUGUGGAAAGGUGGAUAGGUUCCCUUUUGCAUGUAUCUGCGCUCUGCAUUUCUAG
Messenger RNA from Cyclospora cayetanensis, 1305 nucleotides. RefSeq lists its product as uncharacterized. The record is from RefSeq and is a predicted model, not a curated record. The transcript has 5 exons. Lineage: Eukaryota; Apicomplexa; Conoidasida; Eucoccidiorida; Eimeriidae. Bases 1 to 1305 code for a protein of 434 amino acids.